Molecule: messenger RNA, 3357 nt
Organism: Lucilia sericata (common green bottle fly)
Lineage: Eukaryota; Metazoa; Arthropoda; Insecta; Diptera; Calliphoridae
Product: transforming growth factor-beta-induced protein ig-h3
Exons: 8
Coding region: 381-3047 (888 amino acids)
Biological process (GO): extracellular matrix organization; cell adhesion
Cellular component (GO): extracellular matrix
Molecular function (GO): cell adhesion molecule binding
Source: RefSeq, a predicted model, not a curated record
UUAAACAAACUGAAGUCAGCUUAAGCAACUGUGCGAACACAUAUAAAAUGUAUGUGACAAACUAUAAUGUACUUAAGAGAGUUUCGUCAAGUUUCGUCAAAUUUUAUUUGCUUAAGCAAAGAGCGAUACUGACAGCACAUUACGUACGGAACAAUUGUUUGUUUAUUAUACACAAAGAAAAUAAAGAAAAAAAUCGAAAGCUACAAGAAAAUUAAUUUAUUUCAAUAAAAUAUUUUGAAAUAUGUAUUUUUUUAUUACGUGUGUCACAUAAAUGUGUAAAUGGAGCUAAAUUGAUUUGAAUGCACUCAACGGAAGUCCAGAAAUUUCUGUUAAAUUGAAAAAUUGUUUACGUUCACAUUACUAACGUAACGAUCAGUAACAUGAAAGGGGUCAUGUUUUUAUCAUUAGUGCUGACAAUUUUAAGUGUCAGCCAUAUUAGUGCUCAAUACUUUGGUGGUAGUUUUAUGUCUCAUCUAACCACGCCUCAGCGUCACCUAUUCGAACCUUUCAUAUCACCACAAAUAACAUUUUACACUUCACCACAACAACAACGACAUUUAGCACCACGUCAGGCUCAGGCUUCACAACUACAAGAACAGCAACAACAACAAAAUUACAUUUGGCCCAAUUUAAUUAAUCCUUUAACUUUUAAUACGCCAUUUGAUAGUUUUGAACCUGAAGCUGAAUUUGUGCCCUUGGAAGCUCAACAACAGCAGCAACAAAAUCAACAGAGUCGUAAUAAUGAGGAGAAACCAUUUGAAGUUGAUGUCGUGACUAGUGAGGUAAAUGGUGAGGGUGCCCAACAUCAACCGGGCUUGUUUUUCCAACAAGCUUUCCCCUUCUUUGGCAAUAAUUUGUUUAAUACUUUUGGCGGUUUCGGCAUUGGCACCCAACAGGAACCUUGGUGGAAGGGACCCAAUGUCUGUACCGAAAAGGAAGAAGACGAAAAAACCUUAGAAGAAGGCGAUGAAAAGGAAGAAACUGAAACUGCCGUUGGCACAGAAACCGUUAAACAACCCAGUUUUGGACAGUUCCAAUUCCAAUUGAAUUCAUGUGUGGAAAAACCCAAUAAAUAUAUUUGUACCCGAGUUAUCAAUAAAAAUGGCAAAAAGAAAACUUUGACCAUUUCACGUCAAUGCUGUCAUGGCUAUGGGCGUCCACGUAAUGCUGCUUAUGCAACACCUUGCGAGAAAAUUGAAAUCAAAGAUAUCGAAGCAACGGCUAGCGAUUUAGGCGCCAAAGAGUUUUUGGCCAAAGCAAAAAGCAGCGGCUUAGGCGACUCUAUACAGUCACGUAAAAAUGUAACCAUCUUUUUGCCUUUGGAUGAAGCAUUCACAGCUUACAGUGAUGCCGUGCAAAGUGAAAAUAAUUUGGUUGAAAUGAAAUCGGAUGAAGGCAUGAAACAAUUGUACUUGCGUCAUGUGGUCGAUGGGGAAAUUAGCUUGGAUGAUGUGCGCAACGAACAGAUUUUGAAGACACAAGUAGAUGGCCAAACUAUACGCAUUAACAGUUACCAAAUGCCUAUUUCUUUGAGUCCUGAACCAUAUCGUUAUACCGCCAAUUGUGUGCCCAUUGAGAAACACGAUAAACUUUCCGAACAGGGUUUGAUUCAUACUUUAGCGGGCGUUUUGAAACCUGCCGAUAAGAAUGUUAUGGAUAUUAUCCGCCAAAGAGCCGAUAUGUCGAUUAUGCGUACAGUUUUGGAAAAUACUAAAUUGAAUGAACUUUUGGAGGGUGAGAAACCAGUGACCAUCUUUGUACCCACCGAUGAUGCCUUUGAGAAAUUGGAACCUCAUUUGCGUAGAGCUUUGAAGGAGGGCAAGGGUUGUGCUUCUAACAUCCUUAAAAACCACAUUUUGGAUUUGACCUUCUGUUCGGUGGCUUCUGUUCCCGGCGCCAAAACCACAGCCUACAAUUUAUUAGGUGAACCCAUGCGUUUCAAUCGCAGCAAAACUUCUGAAGCCGACUCUAAAGCCCAACAACCUGUUCUCAUCAAUGGCAUUGCCAAGAUCACUGAGGCUGAUAUUAUGGGUUCCAAUGGUGUUGUCCAUGUUAUCGACACCAUUAUGCCCACUGAAUCGGCUUUACCUUUAUCCUCACUCAUGCAAGAGAAAAAUGUCACCAUUUUCAAGCGACUUUUGGAAGCCACCGGUUUGGAUAACAAAUUCGAUGAUAUGGAUAAUGUUACCGUAUUUGCUCCCACCGACAAGGCUUUGCAAAACACCCAAUGGGCUAAAUUAUUGGAGGAAUCUCCUGAACAAUUGAAAGAUAAUCAAGAAUUGAUUGAAUUCCUUAACUAUCACAUUGCUCAGCCCAUGAUUAAGACCUGUGAUUUGCAAGAACAACUUAUGCCCACUGUGGGUGGUGAUAAAGUGCGCAUUAAUCUCUAUUCUACUCAUGCUCUUUUCUCGAAUGUCAUGAAUCGUGCCACCGUCAAUUGUGCCCGUUUAGUGCAUUUCGAUGAUGAAAGUUGUGGUUCCGUUUUGCAUCAAGUUGACAAAGCUUUGCAGCCAGCCAAACAAAAUCUUUUGGAAAUGUUGGAAGCCAAUCCUAACUAUAGUAAAUUCUUGGAUUUGGUGCGCAUGGCUAAUCUCACCGAUUUAUUGGCUAAUGCUGAGGGUGAUUACACUUUGUUGGUUCCCAAAAAUGAUGUUUUCGAAGAACUCGAAGACUCUCUUAGCAAAGAUCAAUCGGAAUUGGAAAAUCUUAUCAAGACCCAUAUAGUUGAUGAUGUUGUUUGCUGUGCUGGCAUUAUUCCCACCAACUGGCCUUUCGUGCGUUCCAUUGAGUCCUUAAAUGGUCAUCAUUUGCGCAUUACCCGUGAUCGUCGUCCCAAGAUACAAAAUGCCGGAGUUACCAAAUGCGAUACCAUUGCCUCCAAUGGCAUUAUCCAUGAAAUCAAUGAUGUUAUAGUUCCUCUCUCUCGUCAACAACAGCAACAACAACAGGCCCAUAAAAUACCCCAAUAUCCCGGCCAUCAAGCUCAACGUCCCCACCAACAUCCCUUCCAAAAUCCCGAAGAUAUUUUUGGUGAUCUCUUUUUCUAGAUGUUGUUUGGAGAACCAGCUUUUGGACCCUUAGUGAAAAUUGAAAGCUCAAUUAUUUUAUAAUUCCAAUACUUUCCUCUUCCACCUUCUUCUACCCCCCUCAUGCUACACAUUUUUUUUAACGAAACAUACAUACAUUAACAAGAAAACAUAACGUAUUUAUUAAGCUUAAACCGAAUAACGAAAUGAAAAUUUUUGAUCUGAUAUUUUCGAAUAUUUUCUAUAUUAUAAUUAAUAUAUAAACUAUAUAUUUAACUAUAUAAAUUAUUAUUUAUACAUAUAAAUAAAAAAACGAUUAUUUAAAUUUAAU